AUGGCCUCCCAUGAUCUAGUCUGUGCCGGGGUGCGCAGAAGGAUUGGAAACGGUAGGGAUACAUUGAUAUGGGGACAUCCUUGGUUGUCUGAUGAUCCAAGUCCUUUGGUUCAAACGCACAUGCCUGAAGGAUUAAGACAAGCAUUAGUGAGUGGCCUUGUAGAUCAAGAUACGGGUACUUGGGAUCCACAUAUUCUCAAUGAUUUAUUUAUUCCUGAGGAUGUGAGCCGAAUCUCAAGAAUACCAAUAAGCCCAGAUUAUGAUGACACUUGGUAUUGGAAAGGGGACACACAAGGAAUAUACACGGUUAAGAAUGCCUAUAGGCGUAUUAUGGGGGACUAUUCUGAUGACCCAGGUGCUUUUGAUAAAUGGGUUACAUUAUGGAAAUUAAGAGUGCCACCCAAAUGGAAAACCUUUUUAUGGAGAGCCGUGUCUGGCAUACUACCCACCACUGAUAAUUUAAUUGUUAAACGGGUGGAGGUGGAUCCUAUAUGUCCCAUGUGUGGCAAUACACAGGAAAAUAUUAUGCAUGUACUGGUUUUAUGUGAUUAUUCUAAAAUGGUUUGGAAUAUUUCGGGAUUACCUGUCACGAAUAUUCAAACUAAUUUUUUCCAAUCAUGGUUCUUAGGCAUGAUGGACUCGUUGUUGGAAGGGCAAGUACGCCUGGCAGUUGGGAUCCUCUACUACUUAUGGCUAGCAAGGAAUUCGGCGCUGUGGGAGAGAGCCUUGCCACGGCCUACGGCUACAGUGAAGAGGGCGGGCCUGACCGAGGAGGCCUUCACCAGGCUCAGACGUGUGACGGCACAACCGAGUGCUACGGUGAUGCCGGAAAUCGAACCGUAUGGGCUCAGGUGCUAUUUCGAUGCAGGCUACAGACAACACACGGGGGAAGCAACGUUCGGAGUUGUGUUACUCAGUCACGAGGGUGUUUUUAUGGCAGCCUCGGCGGGGACACUACCUGGAGCUUUUUCACCCAUUAUGGCAGAAGCCCUAGCAUGCAAGGAAGCACUAUCGUGGCUUAAAGGGCGCGAUAUACAGAGGGUCGAUCUAAUCACUGAUUGCAUGGAGUUGCGUAACAUGAUAAAAUCAAGAAGUACCGGAACACGAUCGUAUGUUGGGGUCAUUGCGGACCAGUGCAGGACAAUUAUGUCAUUAUUUAAUUACUGUUCUUUACAUUAUAUUUCCAGAACUGCUAAUAUGCAUUCUCAUACACUAGCUUCGUUAGCUUUCGAUCAGGAACAUCCUAUGUACUGGGAUGUAAUCCCACCUGACUCUAUUACUAUGUUCAUUCAUUAA
Molecule: messenger RNA, 1296 nt
Organism: Ipomoea nil (Japanese morning glory)
Lineage: Eukaryota; Viridiplantae; Streptophyta; Magnoliopsida; Solanales; Convolvulaceae
Exons: 1
Coding region: 1-1296 (431 amino acids)
Molecular function (GO): nucleic acid binding; RNA-DNA hybrid ribonuclease activity
Source: RefSeq, a predicted model, not a curated record